Messenger RNA from Achroia grisella, 1102 nucleotides. It is a transcript of the gene Spx, whose product is annotated as splicing factor 3B subunit 4. The record is from RefSeq and is a predicted model, not a curated record. Bases 47 to 1075 code for a protein of 342 amino acids. Gene Ontology annotation, molecular function: RNA binding. Gene Ontology annotation, cellular component: nucleolus; U12-type spliceosomal complex. Lineage: Eukaryota; Metazoa; Arthropoda; Insecta; Lepidoptera; Pyralidae. Gene Ontology annotation, biological process: positive regulation of mRNA splicing, via spliceosome. The transcript has 6 exons.
ACAGAUAGUGGCAACACUAAUCACUGCAAUAAAAAAAAAAGUCAAAAUGGCAGCGGGACCAAUUGCCGAAAGAAAUCAAGAUGCCACUAUAUAUGUGGGAGGAUUGGACGACCGGGUAUCAGAAACAUUGCUCUGGGAGCUAUUUGUUCAAGCAGGACCUGUAGUCAAUGUGCACAUGCCAAAGGACAGAGUCACACAAACACACCAAGGCUAUGGUUUUGUUGAGUUUAUGGGAGAAGAAGAUGCAGAUUAUGCUAUAAAGGUUAUGAACAUGAUAAAGCUAUAUGGAAAGCCUGUAAGAGUAAACAAAGCAUCAGCUCAUCAAAAGAAUCUUGACGUUGGGGCAAAUGUCUUUAUUGGCAAUUUGGACCCAGAAGUAGAUGAAAAACUUUUAUAUGACACAUUUUCAGCAUUUGGAGUUAUAUUACAGACACCAAAGGUGAUGAGAGAUCCAGAAACAGGCAAUUCCAAAGCAUUUGCAUUUAUCAAUUUCGCUUCGUUCGAAGCCUCCGACGCCGCAAUAGAGGCGAUGAACAAUCAGUAUCUAUGUAACAGACCAAUUUCUGUGUCAUAUGCGUUUAAGAAAGAUGUUAAAGGUGAAAGACACGGAUCGGCUGCAGAGAGGUUACUUGCAGCACAAAAUCCACUAUCACAUGCGGAUCGUCCUCACCAGUUGUUUGCGGAUGCGCCGCCAAGCAUGAUGGGACCAGUAUUAAUGGCCCCACCUCCGCCCCCUACACCAACACCAAUGCCACCCCCUGGGCCACCUAUGGGGGCUCGGCCACCACCACCAUUACCAAUGUCAGCACCUCCGCCGCCUCCAUCCUCAAUGCCACCACCUGGUCCGCCUCCUCCACCUGGACCACCACCUCCACCGCCCCCAUUCCAUCACUUUCCCCCGCCAUUUGGACCCCCGGGAUUCGGUCCGCCACCACCACCUGGUGCCAGACCGCCACCUCCAUGGCGACCUCCUCCACCCUCUUUCAGGCCACAAUUCCCCCCACGUGGACCACCUCCAUUCGGUCACCCGCCAUUCCCCCCGCACCACCCGCCUGAACCUAACUAUAAUUAUUAAGUGAAAUUAGAUAAUUAAAUUCUAUAU